UUAACUGGGACCUAGAAGACGCUGUCAAAGUCCAUGACGUCACGGUGAGCUAGGGCGGGAACUUCAAGGUGGCGUCGCCACUCGCCUCUGUGUUUUUCGUUUCUUUAUUGCUUACCAAGCGGCUUCUCGCGGUAAGAGUGGUGUUUUCGGUAUUGUGCAAGGGUAAUCCACUGAUACAGAAGAAAUCAUUUUUCCCUUUAGUUUCCCUUGAAGCUUUUAAUCCAAUUGGCACCUGAAGUAGCACGCGUAAAUAUGCAAAAAGUGUUUCUAUCCACGCAUUAAAUGCCGGCGUUAAAUUUGGAUUGUUUCUUUUUCUUUCACAGGUUUGCAGGGACGCAACCAUAUAUAGUGGAUGGGUGUCGUUCGGGAGAAGACGUGGGAGGCGCUCUUCUGGUCGAGCAAGGUGUUGGCGCUCGUGUGGCGCAACGUGUGGAUACGGCGGCUGCGCCGGCAGCUGACGGCCACGGUGCUCGAGCUGGCGCUGGCCGCAUUCGCCCUGGCCCACUUACCGCCCGGCAGCAAGGCCGGCGGCACCAGCGUGGAAGCGUACCACGAACGCGAGCAACGGCCACCCGAGCAGCUCGACGCGCACCACUUCCCCGAAAAGCUCGUGCUCGACGUGCCCAACCAUGUGCUCGACGUGUUCGUCGAGAUGGUCAAGCUCAAAGGACGUUUCUCGAGCAAGCGGCACCGGCAAAUACGCCUGUUCAUAAACGGCCAUGAAGUGGACGAACCCAUGGAUGACUUCGGGAAUAUACCUAAACACAAAAUGCGGAGGAUUCUGGUAACACAGGUGAAUAACGAGCGGGCGCUGCUGGAGACUUGCGCGGAGACAGAUUUCAGGGGCAUCUGCGCUCUCGUGCGCACUUUCAGCGGAGGCUCUGCCAAGAGCGUCAACUACACCUGCUACGUGAACGGACAUCUGUCGCCACCAGUGCUGCGGACCCGGAGGGCCGGCUACGCGCUGCGAACGGCGCCUAUCGAAGGAGAGAUCACGGAAUGCCAAACGUUAAUAGAAUCGCUCUUGCUUGGAAAACACAUCUCGAUCACGUCGCCGUCUGUCCACCCUGUGUCCCAGGUAUUUCCCGUGCCCCGCUACCCGAAGCCGCCUCCCAUGAAUGACGUGGUCGCCAGCAUGUGCUUCCUCAUCACCUACAUGAUGCCAUUCAGCCGCUCGGUGUGGACCGUCGUCGAAGAGAACAACUCGGGCAUGGCGUCGAUGCUUCGCUCCAUGGGCACGAGCGACCUGGUGUACUGGCUGGCCCACUUCGUCUCCAUCUUCGUGCACGUGUCGUUCUACUCGGUGAUGGCGGCGUUCUUCAUGGUCUACAACACGUACCGCUUGUCGGGGGGCGUCCUCAGCUACGAGGACUACGAGCACACCCGAGACUACACGCCCUACCUGAGCGACAGCCUUAUGCGCCGAGACGUGCUGAUCGCUCUGUUCACGAUGUUCGGCGUCCAGACGUCGCUGCACGCCAUGCUGCUCUCGUGCAUCAACACCAGGCCGCUGAUGGCGACGGUGCUGGCCGCUUGCUACUGGACGGCGAUGUUCGCCAUGAGCCGGCCCUGGUCGACGCUGGAGGACUAUCUGUUCGACGACCGCUACCCCAAAUACCUGUCGGCCAUGUUCCCCGUCAACAUGCUCUACGUCAGCUUCUUCCACAUACGCUGGACCAUGUACUUCGGCUUCGUGGCCGACUGGAAAAUACUGUCGCGGAAGGGAUUCAACGUGGACAACCUGCCUCUCGGCGUCUGCUGGCUUGCCACAAUCCUGAGUUGCGUCCUCAUGGUGGCCCUCAUCUGGUACCUGACGCACGUGCUGCCUUCCGUAUGCGACCACCCGCUGGCCCUUGGAUUCGUGUUCACGAAGAGCUACUGGUUCCCCAACACGAACAAGGUGCUGGAAGUGCCGGCGACGCCCGAGCAGCAGCCGAGUGCUCUCGAAGAGCUUCCCGAGAGCGUAAACGUCGUCGUGGAAGCCGACAACCUCACCAAGGUGCGUCGUUGA
Molecule: messenger RNA, 2011 nt
Organism: Dermacentor silvarum
Lineage: Eukaryota; Metazoa; Arthropoda; Arachnida; Ixodida; Ixodidae
Product: retinal-specific phospholipid-transporting ATPase ABCA4
Exons: 10
Coding region: 353-2011 (552 amino acids)
Biological process (GO): transmembrane transport; lipid transport
Cellular component (GO): intracellular membrane-bounded organelle; membrane
Molecular function (GO): lipid carrier activity; ABC-type transporter activity
Source: RefSeq, a predicted model, not a curated record